UAGUACAUGUUUAAAGCAGCAUUCCGUUGGAUUGUUUGGCGUUUUGUGUGCAGAUCAGUGCGAUUCGUCCAGUAAGGUGUAAAUUUGAGCUCUAGACUGAACUCGGAUUUUAAAACAUGAGCUCCAUCCUUGUUUUUAUUGCUUUCUGCACUGUGUUUUUAAUGGAAGGAAGCAGCGCUGCUACUGUGUUCAGCAUCAGACCUCUCAAACUAGCUAAGAUCGUAGGCUUUUCCUGGGAGAAUUGUGGGAAGCCUGAUGAUCCAGCUGUUUUACGUACUCUGGAUUUGUCUCCAGAUCCCAUUAACAUUCCUGGAGAUCUGACUGCAAGUACAUCUGGUACCACAUCUGUAGCCCUGGUGUCUCCUCUCUCUGUAAAUGUCACCCUGGAGAAAGAUGUGGCUGGUUUCUGGGUCAAAAUACCAUGUGUGGACGAGUUAGGGAGCUGCCACUACCAGGACAUUUGUGAUAUUUUGAACCAGCUCAUUCCUCCUGGCCAGGACUGCCCUGAACCUUUGGUCACCUAUGGCCUUCCAUGCCACUGUCCCUUUAAAGCAGGUGACUACUCUCUACCCCAGUCUGAUUUUAUCCUGCCAGAUGUAGAGCUGCCUUCCUGGCUAACCAACGGCCAGUACCGAGUGCAGGGGAUAUUGGGGGGCUACGGCAAAGAGCUUGGAUGCCUCAAAGUCACCCUCAGACUUCACUCAGCCUAAUUAAGAGAGUAUAAAAAAGACUACUGCACAGUGUAUCCAUAGAAUUCUCAGGUGUCUUGAGAAAAGCUUAAGAAACUGGCUAAAUUGGGAGCUAACGAUCAAUUCAGUUAUGUUACUAACAGCAGACUGAUUUAAAAUGAUGACUACACUUUAAAUUGCUACUUACUACAUCUGCUAUUGUCAGAUUAAAAAAUAUGAGGGAGCAUUUUAUGUUUUAAUAAACAUAGUUUUAGCAUAUGUUAAUCAUGUUUUUAAUUCUUAUAAAUCUAUAUUGAUAAUUAGGUUUAUGUAUGGGUUUUGUUUACAUUUAACUGUAAACCUGAAAAAUGGGAGGACAGCUAUAGCCUUAACGAUUUUUUGUUUUUGUUUUUAGCUUCUGUGAAUCUUAUGAUAAUAAACUUUUAAAUUAUGCCUGUCAAUUGUUUUUUAUUUUAAUAAAGACUUGGUGCAUUACAAUCAA
Messenger RNA from Trichomycterus rosablanca, 1170 nucleotides. It is a transcript of the gene gm2a, whose product is annotated as ganglioside GM2 activator. Gene Ontology annotation, biological process: ganglioside catabolic process; lipid transport. The record is from RefSeq and is a predicted model, not a curated record. Lineage: Eukaryota; Metazoa; Chordata; Actinopteri; Siluriformes; Trichomycteridae. Gene Ontology annotation, molecular function: lipid carrier activity; enzyme activator activity. Gene Ontology annotation, cellular component: cytoplasmic side of plasma membrane. Bases 117 to 710 code for a protein of 197 amino acids. The transcript has 4 exons.